AUAUAACUGGAAUACUGUUAAAAGCGGCGUUAAACCCAACUCACUCACUCACUAAGGGUAUGUAGGGCUUAGGUAGCUGCCUGCUUUUCCUCGUGUAACGUAAACACGUGUUCGCCGGACUUUGUCACAAUACCCAAUAAUCUCGCUUAUGGCUGGGUGAAGUUUUAUCGAUGCUUUGAAAAGCCUUACUCGGGUAUAUUGUUUUUCUUCUUAUUUGGAAACAGGAGGUAAUUUGAAAUAAACAGUGGGGUUCUUAAUAGUUAAAAACUCCCAAUCCGUUGAAUAGUAAUAAAAUUCAUAAGGAUCUACAUCCGGCAAUUUCUUGGUUUCGGACUUGAUACCCAUCUGUAACGAUUCGUUGAUCACGGCAACUAAUUGGCUGUCGGUACAAUGUCCUUCGGGAAUGGUUAGCGAACAGGCAUGCGCGAAAGGCAAAUCCACGUUGCCACGGGAACCGCUUAAGUUCGUGAGGAUCGAUACGCUUAGGGUGUUGAGAGGGUUAUGUACGUUUCGCCAUGUCACGGGUAUUUGAACUACUACUUCCAAUUUGCGUCAAUUGAAAUGUAAUGGAUUAGGUAAACAAGUCGUGUACUCAUUGGCUUUGUUUUCAGGCUUGCAACCAUAGAGGCGUCACUCGGUAGCGUAACGUAAAAGUUUGUAUGGUAUUAAUCUAUCGCGGUAUUAUAAUUACCCCUUUAACCUCUUUAUCGAGCCGUAUAUAAGCUACUCGAUUUGUAAAAUACUUUCUAUCGGUGAACACUUAAUGCAACAACAACAUGCCCGGUCAGUAUUUUAGGAAAGCCUAUUUUAGCAUUGCAGCCAUGGCAAAAGGACACUCUGCUUCAUUUCGGGGCAUGAUAGUGGCAGUAUUUGUCACAACUCUGUUUGUAAUGGGUUAUAUCAGCUCUCAUUUUAAACCAGUCAGAAACCUGGAGAAAUCUUUGGACUCCAAAAAUACGGCAUUUCAUCCCUCUAAUCCUAUAAGAGUGGACAAUAUUAACUCCAGAUGUCCAAGCGUUCUGCAAAACAUGACCCAAGGUCAUUGGAGGACGAGAAAGCUUACCGAAGCCCAACGUAGACAAACAGAAUUGUUUUAUCACAUGGCCUUGAACCACAUAGGAGUACCCAGUUCCCUCCAGAGACAUGACAGUCGAUGUGGUGACAUAGGCUACCCAAACGUAAUAGAUUUUCUUCGAGCAAUUUGCAGUCCCACAGGACCGACCCCUUGCUGCUAUAACUUCAAGUGUGUCAACAAAACAGAAGCCCAGUGUCGGUGUGAAAACUGUUGGGAUAUUCGACAGCAGAUUCACGCAGAAUAUUCUACCUGGAUACCAUCCGAUCCCCGGUGUCAACCACGAGAAUAUAGUCCCAGACAAAUCUGUCAGUUGUUGGACGGCGGAACCAUCCGCUUCCUUGGGGAUUCCCUCGUGCGACACAUCUACACAGGCUUGCUGAUGACGGUUCGAGGCAAUUUCAAAGACGGCGGUGUUAGACCCACAGAAUCCCGAGAGUGGAAUUCAAAAUGCUCAGGGAUGAACAUGUUCGAAGAGAAAAACUGUAGGAAGCAAUUGGACGCGCAGCCAAAGAAUAUAUGUACAGGCAGAGUGACGCUCAGUUGGAAGAAACAUGAACUCAGUAGACAAUGGACAGAACUUAUCAAUGACGUCACAGAAAGCUUAGCUGACCGGCGGACGUUGUUUGUUGUUGGUAUAGGUAUUCAUGAGGAUUAUAAUUCAAAUAAGGUGAAGCUGGAAUAUCUGAAGCCAACCUUGGAUAGGUAACGAAAAAAUGGUAACCUCUGGCCCAAGGUAUUGUUUGUUGAUAUGAGUGCUCCGGGAAUUAUGAAACGUUCAGAUACACAGUCAAAGCCUCGCGUCCUUCAAUUCAAUCGCGAUAUGGAGAAGUUUCUGAAGGUAUAUAAAGUACCCGUUUUUAAGACAUUUAAUAUGACAGACGGCGUGCGUAGCUUUGAUGGAACGCAUUUCGCUUUGGGAGUGAAUGCCGUGAAAGCGAACAUUCUCCUGAACUAUGUACAGGAACUCAGUGAUAGUGGUAUUUGGUAGUUGAUUAUGGAAUCUUAGAUUGUAAUAAGCACCAUGUUGUCGUGUGAGACAUGUACAUUUUGUGGUGUUGUAAAAUACAAGAUGAUAUGCGCUUUGAAUAUUUAUAUACAGAUGGUCAAUAAAUAAAUCGCUCGAUCUCUGUCUUUCUGUUCACCCCGUAAUUCCUAGUUCC
Messenger RNA from Haliotis rufescens (red abalone), 2235 nucleotides. RefSeq lists its product as uncharacterized. The transcript is spliced from 2 exons. The coding region runs from base 777 to 1781 and encodes 334 amino acids. The record is from RefSeq and is a predicted model, not a curated record. Lineage: Eukaryota; Metazoa; Mollusca; Gastropoda; Lepetellida; Haliotidae.